Sinocyclocheilus grahami is the source of this 1549-nucleotide messenger RNA. Its product is annotated as fibroblast growth factor receptor-like 1. The transcript has 6 exons. Gene Ontology annotation, molecular function: fibroblast growth factor receptor activity; fibroblast growth factor binding. The coding region runs from base 476 to 1549 and encodes 357 amino acids. The record is from RefSeq and is a predicted model, not a curated record. NCBI's taxonomy places the organism in Eukaryota, Metazoa, Chordata, Actinopteri, Cypriniformes, Cyprinidae. Gene Ontology annotation, cellular component: plasma membrane.
UCCUGAGUGUGUGUGUGUCUGGACGGCGAAAUAUUUAGAUAACGGUAUUUAAAACACCGUUUUGGUACAAAUGUAGGUGCUGUAAAUAAUGUGUCGGUUGUGUUUUGUUUUCUGAAGUGUCUAAGUGGAGAUCAAUCGAAAGGCAUUUGACCAGCUUGGGCGAUAAGCGCGCGGUGACUGUCAUCUACAGAAGUUAUCACGAGCGGUCAGCGCGUGUAUUAAGAAGUGUCGCGCGAAAAUACAUGACAUAAGAGCGUCCAGGAAUACAGUUGUGCGUGAUAAUUAAACGGCUUGGAUCCAGUGUUGCGUGCAUGAGGAUUUCUGAUGUAGGCGCCCAGCUUUUAUAUAGCCAUGAAUUGUCUGGAGUGUUUUAGGAGGAUGCAAGCAUGAUAUUUAAUCUAUCAGUCGCAAGGAACAGAUUUAUGAACGUUUUCAACUGUUGAUUGAAGAACCAGAGAGCCUUAAUAGGGACAUCAUGGAACUCUUUUGGAUAGUUUUCUUCAUUUUUGACAUUAUUUUCAUGACAGACUGUGCUAGAGGUCCUCCACGUGUAGCAGAGAAGGUAGCUCACCGUCAGACGGUCAGAAUUGGACGCACCAUGAAACUUCAGUGUCCUGUGGAGGGUGAUCCACCACCCCUCAUCAUGUGGACCAAAGACGGACGAAACAUCCACAGUGGUUGGAUGCGCUUCAAGGUCCUUCAGCAAGCUCUCCGUAUCAAAGAGGUGGAGACAGAGGAUGCUGGGACAUUCAUUUGUAAAGCCACCAAUGGUUUUGGCAGCGUCAACAUUAACUACACCCUCAUCGUCAUUGAUGACUCCAGUGCUGGGAGGGAAGGUUCCAGACCAGCUGGUGAAACCGAGUACUCCACUGACCUGACGGGAAAACUGGUGCGGCCCCGCUUCACACAGCCGGCCAAAAUGAGAAAGCGUGUGAUCGCCCGGCCAGUGGGGAGCUCAGUAAGGCUCAAGUGCACCGCCAGCGGCAACCCCAGACCUGACAUCGUCUGGCUGAAAGACAGCAGGCCUCUGACGCCCGAGGAGGUGGGCGAAGGCCGAAAGAAGAAGUGGACUCUCAGUCUGAAGAAUCUUACACCUGAACACAGCGGCAAAUACACGUGUCAUGUAUCCAACCGUGCCGGGGAGAUCAACGCCACCUAUAAAGUGGAAGUCAUCCAGCGCACAAAUUCCAAGCCCAUCUUGACAGGAACUCAUCCAGUAAACACUACAGUAGACUAUGGUGGCACCACAUCUUUCCAGUGUAAAGUACGCAGUGAUGUCAAGCCGGUUAUCCAGUGGCUAAAGAGGGUCGAACCAGGUGGUGAGAACAAAUACAACUCCACCAUUGAGGUCGGAGACCAUCGCUUCGUUGUGUUGCCCACGGGUGACGUGUGGUCACGACCAGACGGCUCCUAUUUGAACAAGCUACUUAUCACUCGAGCCAAGGAGGAGGAUGCUGGCAUGUACAUCUGCCUAGGGGCCAAUACCAUGGGCUACAGCUUCCGCAGUGCCUUCCUUACUGUUCUUCCUGGUCAGUAUUAUUCUCUGUGA